Molecule: messenger RNA, 200 nt
Organism: Funneliformis caledonium
Lineage: Eukaryota; Fungi; Glomeromycota; Glomeromycetes; Glomerales; Glomeraceae
Source: the annotation of a GenBank genome assembly
AUAUAGAAUAUUCUUCCUUAUCUAAAACAUCAUCAUUUAAUGUGACAACUGCAAAAGAUAUAACAUUAACUUCAAAUACAAAUAUGACAUUAAAUACAGCAGAUACAGCAUUAAUAGCAGCAAAUACAAUAUCAGAUGCAGAUGUAAAUGUGAUACUAACUGCAGAUAUAAAACUAUAUACACUUGAAUUAAAAAAUUAA